UUCACCAUGCAACAUAUAUUAGUGGCAAGCGGCAAGAAUUUCUCACCCGCUUGCAUAUAACCAUCUAUCAUGCUUAGAACAUUGCUCGCCUCAUCCAUCCGUGUUGCCAGAUACCAUACUCUCAGGACGCCUGUGCGAGGCUUCGCCGUGACCAGCAUCAGACUCCAUGGUCACAUCCACACCCCAAAGGCGGGCGAGGAAUUAAAGAUCACCUUCAUAACCAAGGACGGGGCCCAACACACAUUUGACGUCUCCGAAGGCGAUUCUUUGUUGGAUAUCGCCCAGCACUACAACUUAGACAUGGAGGGUGCCUGUGGUGGCUCGUGCGCGUGCUCCACUUGCCACGUUAUCGUUGACCCGGAGAUGUACGAUGAGAUCCCAGAGCCAACUGACGACGAAAACGAUAUGUUGGAUUUGGCCUUUGGCUUGACCGAGACCUCCAGAUUGGGUUGCCAGGUGUAUAUGACCAAGGAGUUGGACGGUUUGAGAGUUGCUUUACCAGCCAUGACCCGUAACAUGACGGUCAAGGACUUUCAGUAAAGCUGAUGAUUAUUUAUUACCCAAAGGACGAGCCUCUCCGACAACCUAUGGUUUUUGUUUUCCAGUCAGGCCAAGUGCCACAAAAACAAUCCCAUUCCACUGUAUAUAAU
Babjeviella inositovora NRRL Y-12698 is the source of this 650-nucleotide messenger RNA. It is a transcript of the gene YAH1, whose product is annotated as adrenodoxin. The transcript has a single exon. Gene Ontology annotation, molecular function: 2 iron, 2 sulfur cluster binding. The record is from RefSeq and is a predicted model, not a curated record. Gene Ontology annotation, cellular component: mitochondrion. The coding region runs from base 70 to 540 and encodes 156 amino acids. Gene Ontology annotation, biological process: P450-containing electron transport chain; positive regulation of oxidoreductase activity. NCBI's taxonomy places the organism in Eukaryota, Fungi, Ascomycota, Pichiomycetes, Serinales.